This is a messenger RNA of Oldenlandia corymbosa var. corymbosa, 522 nucleotides long. The record is from the annotation of a GenBank genome assembly. Lineage: Eukaryota; Viridiplantae; Streptophyta; Magnoliopsida; Gentianales; Rubiaceae.
AUGAGACUCUUUAGACUGGUCACAGAAGAAACUACAUCAGAAAUUUUAUUUGGUGAAAAGGAUUGUCCUAGUAUGCAUCAACCUCCUAUCACUUUUAAAGAUUCGAAGGCCUUUAGAAAGGUGAAAAGAAUAUAUGGUGAACCACCCCACUUGUCCAAAGGAUUAAAAGAGAUCUAUCCGCUCGUUGUGGGUGUGUCUGCUAUUACCAGUGAAGCGAAGGAAUUACAUCCAAUUCAUUCUAAGCCAUUGAAGACCACAAAGUCCGUCUUCAAAGAUGGCGAUCGUGGCAGUAAAAGUGCUCAAAAAGUUGCUCAUGGCGAUAGGUUAAGUCAAUUAAGGGCUGAUCUGCGGUUCGCUUUGGAAAAUUUGAGAUCUCGCAGGGGAGAUGAAUGGGAAGACCAUCUGGAAAGGAUUAGAAGAUUCAAAGAGUCAGACAGUUUGCAAAGGGAAAGGGUCCAACGUGAAAAACUUCGGGAAGAACAUCGGGAAAAACUUCGAAUCUUUGAACUACUAAGUGUCUGA